Molecule: messenger RNA, 1416 nt
Organism: Ostrinia nubilalis (European corn borer)
Lineage: Eukaryota; Metazoa; Arthropoda; Insecta; Lepidoptera; Crambidae
Gene: Rpt3
Product: 26S proteasome regulatory subunit 6B
Exons: 10
Coding region: 90-1337 (415 amino acids)
Biological process (GO): proteasome-mediated ubiquitin-dependent protein catabolic process
Cellular component (GO): proteasome regulatory particle, base subcomplex
Molecular function (GO): ATP hydrolysis activity; ATP binding; proteasome-activating activity
Source: RefSeq, a predicted model, not a curated record
AUUCGUUUGACGUUUUAAAAAUUCGGGUUUGUGUCGGACACCAUUCGCAGUUUUGUUGAAUUUCAUUGUAAUAAAAAUAUUGAUUGAAAAUGGAGGAAAUUGGCAUCAUAUUGCCUGAAAAGGAUGACCAAGCAACCGACGCAAAGGGUCUUGCUUUUGCUGGUCCACAAUCGUUUGAUGAACUCGAAUCUGAAGAUUUAUACACUAAAUACAAGAAAUUGCAACGCAUGCUGGAGUUCUUGGAAGUGCAAGAAGAGUACAUCAAAGACGAACAAAGGAACCUCAAGAAGGAAUAUUUGCAUGCGCAAGAGGAAGUGAAGCGUAUUCAGUCUGUCCCAUUAGUCAUUGGACAGUUCUUGGAGGCUGUUGAUCAAAAUACUGGAAUAGUGGGCAGCACAACAGGAUCGAACUACUAUGUGCGCAUCUUGUCCACGAUUGACCGCGAGCUGCUGAAGCCGUCUGCGUCGGUGGCGCUCCACAAGCACUCCAAUGCACUAGUAGACGUCCUCCCUCCGGAAGCUGAUAGCUCAAUUUCUAUGUUGCAAGCAGAUGAGAAGCCCGAUGUGCAAUACUCAGACAUUGGUGGUAUGGACACUCAGAAGCAGGAAAUCCGGGAAGCCGUCGAACUGCCUCUGACCCACGUGGAACUGUACAGACAGAUCGGUAUUGAGCCUCCACGAGGUGUGCUCAUGUACGGACCUCCUGGUUGUGGAAAAACUAUGUUGGCGAAGGCUGUGGCGCAUCAUACUACAGCGGCCUUUAUCCGUGUGGUGGGCUCGGAGUUUGUGCAGAAGUACCUGGGUGAGGGCCCGCGGAUGGUGCGAGACGUGUUCCGUCUAGCUAAAGAGAACAGCCCCGCCAUCAUCUUCAUUGAUGAAAUUGAUGCUAUUGCAACGAAAAGAUUUGAUGCCCAAACUGGUGCUGACAGGGAAGUCCAGAGAAUCCUACUGGAACUCUUGAACCAGAUGGAUGGGUUUGAUCAGACCACCAAUGUAAAAGUAAUAAUGGCGACAAAUCGAGCUGACACUCUCGACCCUGCUCUGCUGAGACCUGGUCGUCUGGAUAGAAAAAUUGAGUUCCCACUUCCAGACAGGCGUCAGAAGCGUCUGAUCUUCUCCACCAUCACGGCGAAGAUGAAUCUGUCGGAGGAGGUGGACCUGGAGGAGUUCGUGGCGCGGCCGGACCGCGUGUCGGGCGCCGACAUCAACGCCAUCUGCCAGGAAGCCGGCAUGCACGCCGUGCGCGAGAACAGGUAUAUCGUUUUGCCGAAAGACUUCGAGAAGGGCUACAAAAACAACAUCAAGAAAGAUGAGAGUGAAUAUGAAUUCUAUAAAUAAUCUCUUUAUAUUUGUAUUAAUUACGUGAAUUAUAAAUAACUUUAACCUGAAAAUAAAUUUGAUCUUUAGUAUCAAUAAA